Molecule: messenger RNA, 4817 nt
Organism: Thrips palmi
Lineage: Eukaryota; Metazoa; Arthropoda; Insecta; Thysanoptera; Thripidae
Product: retinoblastoma-like protein 1
Exons: 17
Coding region: 290-3412 (1040 amino acids)
Biological process (GO): regulation of transcription by RNA polymerase II; negative regulation of G1/S transition of mitotic cell cycle; cell differentiation
Cellular component (GO): chromatin; nucleus; transcription regulator complex
Molecular function (GO): RNA polymerase II transcription regulatory region sequence-specific DNA binding
Source: RefSeq, a predicted model, not a curated record
UGGCGCGAGCCGUCUGCUCCGCAUUCGCGCCAAGUGCUUUGGGAUAGCAUAGUUCAGCCCUUUGUCCUUGUGGCACCAGAUAUUCGUGAAGAUAUAGUUUUGCUAUAGUAGUGUUCAUGGGGUUUCCUUCCUAUUCCAUCGCCUUAGCUCUUGCGAACUCGGCCCAAAUCGUGGCACUUGUGUUCAAGUAAUAACUGAAAUUGGAGGGUGGGGAGCCGACUUCGCGUCGUGAGUUUGGCCUUUGAAGCGUUCGGUCUUGUGCCGUUGUGAGAAGCGAUAGAUAUUCACGAUGGGUGUUUCGCCUGGAGACCCAGACGAAAAUGUGUACGACCGUCACCAAGAGCUUUGCGUUAAGCUCAACAUGGAUAAGGAUACGGCGGAUGAGGCUUGGCAAAAUUAUGAGAGAAUCAAGGAAAACUACGUCCUGGAGGGCGACCAGAUCCAUUGGUUAGCAUGUGCCCUCUACGUUUCCUGCAGGAAGUCAAGCACUCCAACUGUUGGGAAACCGGGAGAAUCAGUUGAGGGUAAUUGUGUAAGUCUUACAAGACUUCUUCGACUGAGCAAACUAAGGUUGAUACACUUCUUCAAUAAGUGCAAAAAAUGGGCAGACAUGGCUAGUCUCCCAGCAGAUUUUCGCGGGAAAAUAGAUAGUUUGGAGAGAAACUUCGCAGUUUCUCGUGAAAUUUUCAAGAAGUUUCAGCCUAUUUUCAAGGACCUGUUCCAGGAGACAGCCUCAGAGCACUCCCAAUUACCCAAAUCUCGGAAACAAAAGAACCAGCCUUGCACUCCAUCUCGUGUGUUUGAACUGACAUGGACCCUGUUUGUCUGCAUCAAAGUGGACUAUCCAGAUGUUAGAGAUGAUCUUGUGAACUCAUAUCACAUGCUGUUAGCCUGUUGUGAUCUCAUUUUUGCAAAUGCUCUAUUAGCUGAUAGGCGAGACCUGUUGAACCCUGUUUUUCCUGGACUGCCUAGAGACUUUUCAAGCCCUGAUUAUGAAAUUCCCAAAGAGGCCCCAUGCAUAAUUGACAAGCUGUGCGAAAACCAUGACGGCAUUCCUCUUGAGGCCAAAGGCAUCAAAGCAUAUUGCUGGAAAAGCCAUAUCAAAAAACUUUUUGAGCAACGGGUUUUGAAAGGCAAUGCUGAAACUUACAGUGGUCUUCUUGAUGUCAACAAUUUUGAAGCCAACCUGAAGGCUAUCAAUAAGCAAUAUGAAGAGCAUGUUUUGAAUGUUGGAGACUUCGAUGAGAGAAUAUUUUUAGCUGAAAUUAAACGUUUGCGAGCGUGGCUGAAAAGAAGUCAAGGUUUCACUACCCCAUCCAGAUCUGUCCUCAGGGCUCUCAAUGUAGAAGGCGAUGCUGAUCAGGAUAUUGGGACAUCUAGCCAUGCUGUUGGUGAUUUAUCUGAAAAAAUGCAAGCAAAACGUCUUCGACAAACUCCUAACAUGACUGUUGGUAAUCAGCUGCUGGUCUCAACACCAUUGACGAACCGAAGAUACCUUAGGGGAUUUGAUGGUGGCAGCGAAGUGACCCCUUUGUUGACUGCUACCCAAAGUGUCAACAGGCUGCAGUCAAUACUGGCUGGACGAUCUGCUGCUCCCAGCGAAACUUUGUUAGAAAUUUUCCAGUCAUGCUCUAGAAAUCCAAAGGAGAAAGUCUUAGGUUUUGUGUCAGCAAUUGGACAGAAGUUCUGUGAGCGCUACUCUGCUUCUGACCAAGACAAAACAACCAGUCAAGACAGCAUGAAUUUUGAGAAGAAGCGUUUGCAGCUGGGAGAAACUCUGUACUACAAAAUUCUUGAAAAUAUCCUUACAGAUGAGAGGCGUCUGAAGCCUCAAAUUGAUUUCAGCAAUUUACUAGAGCAGGAAGUGUUCCAUCAAACGCUUCUUGCUUGUUGUAUUGAAAUUGUGAUUUUCUCUUACAAUGCCCCUCGGCGCACUUUCCCCUGGAUUUUGGAAGCGUUGAAUGUGGAACCAUUUUAUUUCUACAAGGUUAUUGAACCAAUUGUCCGGGCUGAAGAUCAAUUGUCAAGAGACAUGAUUAAGCAUCUAAAUUUGAUUGAGGAACAAAUCCUGGGAUCCAUGGCAUGGCGUUCUGAGAGUGCUUUGUGGGAGAACAUAGCAGCAUCUGGGGAAUCUGUCCCAUCUUGUGAAGAUGUCUCUCUUCCCAGCCAGCUAACUUUUGAUGGAGAUGGUGGUCAACAACCUGCAGCAAAUCCAAUUGUGAAACGAUUGUCUGGAGCUGGAGAAAAGGGUGCUGCCUCACCCAUUUCAUCUGUGUCAGCUGUUGAAAGGUUCCAUUCUCCAGUAAAUCAAGGUCUGCCAAAAAAGCGUCUGUUUGAAGGUGAUCACGCUAUCAAACCUGGACAGUCGUUGCUUCAGAGCAAAGUGGGAGGAAUACAAAUUACAACAAUCAAAGGAGAAAAUGGGCAGCAGUACAUACCCAUACACAUACAAGGCACUAACAGUGUCAUCAUUUCAGCACAGCCAUCCACAUCUGCUAACUCAGUUGUGAAGAAAGUUGUUAUUAGUACAGAAUCAAAUUCAGAGAAGAAGGAUGAGGACAAACCCAAGAGAACUGGUUCUAUCAGCUUAUUUUUCAGAAAGUUCUAUCAUUUGGGUUCUGUGAGGAUGCAAGAUCUUUGCACACGUUUAAAUCUCAAUGAUUCAGAACUGAAAAGGAAAAUUUGGACUUGUUUCCAAAAUACUAUUACAGACCACAUUGACCUUAUGCGUGACAGACACAUUGAUCAGCUACUGAUGUGUGCAGUAUAUGUGAUAUGCAAAGUCACUAAAAAUGAUCGUUCUUUCACUGAUGUAAUGAAAUGCUAUAGAAUGCAACCACAAGCUUCAUCCCAUGUCUAUCGCAGUGUGUUACUGAAGAAAGCUGAUGAAGAAACUGAUGACAGCUCAGUUGUUGCUGCUCCUUUACCUAAAGAAUUGGCUACACCCACUGUUGCUGCCGGAACUUCCAAUAAUUUCAUGGGAGAAGAGAGAGGUGACCUCAUUAAGUUUUACAAUACUGUGUAUGUCAUGGAAAUGAAGGCUUUUGCUCAAAAAUUCUCAGAUUCUCAGAGUGAUUCUCUACCACUAUCACCUCUUCCUGUGAGCAAGAGUCAGUCCAUUGUUCCAAGACGCAGGCUCACAGACAAAGCGCCUGUUUUCAUCAGCCAACUGAACCCACAGGAUGUCACUGUUUCCCCAUCCAAACUUCUGGAUUACAAAUUCAGUCGUAGUCCAGCAAGAGAUUUGCGUGCCAUCAACAACAUGAUUCAAGUGGAUGGCUCCAGGAAAGUGUGCAAGCGCUUGUUGGCUGAUGACACUUCAGAAGAUGCUCCCACUGCUAAGGUACCUGCUAAUGAUGCAGUAGCUCGGAAACUGCACUCAAUCAUUGGUGAUAGGAUGGGCCAGGCUUAGUGAUUCAAGCUUUUUUAUGGCAACAUCCCAACUGGAAGAAUUCGACCCAUUUGGUCUUUAUUCUCCUGUAAGAUCUCCAUUUUUAAUAACCCUGAUACCCUCUGUAAAGGUGGAAACAGCUUUUAUCCUGGGAUUAGGAAGGAAAAUACUGAGUUUCAGAAUUUUGUUUGUUCUGAUUCUAUAUCUAAUGGACUCAUAUAAAUCAAGGAUUAUGAUUUUAAUAGUUUUAUCAUGAAAUUGUAAGUGAUUGCCUUUAUUCUUUAGGUUAGAAACUAGUCAUUCAAAAAGUUUUACCCCUCUAAAUAUCACACUAUGAGCAAAGUGAAGAGCAAUUGAUCUGACAGUUAACUACAUAUGUUAUAUUAAUUGACUUUGCGCACUUUCUGCUAACCUAAUUAUAACCAAUAUUAUACUUCAAAACACUGGUUGUCACCACUGUUGUAUGAUUCAAAUUUCAAAACUUGUGUAACAUGACAAUGUUAAAUUGUAAUGUUCUUUCAAAUUGGACCAAUACCUAGGUGAAUUUUAUCUUUCACAGUAGGUAUACUCACAAUGUUGUUUAGUUAUACUGAUAACUACAGCUUAUAGUAACCAUAAACUUUUCCAAUCAUGGGCUUAUAAUUUCUCUAAGGAAAUCGCUGUAUUUACUCAAGAUUCACUUUUGUGAGAAACUGUACACACCUAGCACUAGCAAGGAAUAGCUGCAGCUGCUAUAGUGACUGAAUCUUGAAGCUGUAAGGGAUUUUUGUCUUGGAACUAACUGUUUUUGUAUCAUGUUGUGUACUUACUUGGUACUAAAAUCUAGUAGGUAACUGAACUUUUGGGACCUUUCCUUCAUCUAAAGAAAGAAAGGGAACGCCCUCUUCAGAAACCAAUUCUGAUGAAGCUUGAUAAAAUAAAUUUUUAACUGGAUUUAACUUUUUCUAGAGGAAAAUAAUGGUAGAAAGAUGCAGAAAGCCCCAUUUGGUUGUAAAACCAAUUUCUUUAUCCAGUUAAAUAACGAAUAUAAUUUUAUUGUGCACAUGUCCGUCGGUUUACAUUUAACAUUUUACAUCUCUCUAAGACUAUAUUUGUUGAGUGUUUUUAAUUAUAUAUAUAUAUGUUAUUUUAUCACUGCUGUGUAAAUUCUUCUUUCUACAUGUAAUUCAGCAUUAUUACUUUAAUUUUCAUUUUAUGAUGUUCAACACUUUAUGUCUGUCGUAUGAUGUUCAAUAAUUUAUGUCUGUCAUCCAAGUUGGUCUGACCAAUGGUUAAGUAAAAUUUACCUUGGUAUUACAUUUACCUCCUUGGUACUCUCUUUAUUCAUGAAGGCUUUUACUUGGUGUAAAUUAUGGUUAUGUUUGAUGCUCUUCAUGUGUUGUUCAUUGUAUAGUUGAGGUCAACACAAUAAUAACACUUAAUCUCA